Messenger RNA from Cucurbita maxima (winter squash), 1106 nucleotides. Its product is annotated as 1-aminocyclopropane-1-carboxylate oxidase 5-like. The transcript has 3 exons. The record is from RefSeq and is a predicted model, not a curated record. NCBI's taxonomy places the organism in Eukaryota, Viridiplantae, Streptophyta, Magnoliopsida, Cucurbitales, Cucurbitaceae. Bases 83 to 1012 code for a protein of 309 amino acids.
UCAGCAUAAACUUACUACUCUCUGAUCAACUCCAUUACCUUAAGCCAUCUCUCUCUCUCUCUCUCUCUCUCUCUCUCUUCUAAUGGCAAUUCCAGUCAUUGAUUUCUCAAAGCUUGAUGGAGAAGAAAGGGCCAAGACCUUGAAUCAGAUAGCUAAUGGCUGUGAAGAAUGGGGAUUCUUUCAGCUGGUGAACCAUGGGAUUCCUGAAGAGCUCCUAGAGAGGGUAAAGAGGGUUUGUUCAGAGUGUUACAAGCUGGAAAGAGAAGAAAGUUUCAUGAGUUCAAAACCUGUAAAGCUCCUGAAUGAUUUGCUGGAAAACAAGAGCGGUGAGAAGCUGGAAAAUCUUGAUUGGGAAGAUGUCUUCCUUCUCCAUGAUAACAACGAAUGGCCCUCCAACAUUCCUGGAUUCAAGGAAACCAUGGCAGAAUACAGAUCGGAGCUGAAGAAGCUAGCUGAAAAGGUGAUGGCAUUGAUGGAUGAGAACUUAGGUUUACCUGAAGGAUACAUUAAGGCUGCCUUCAAUGGUGGCGAAGGGCUGGAAAAGGCCUUCUUUGGCACCAAAGUCAGCCACUACCCACCAUGCCCACACCCAGAGCUGGUGAAUGGCCUUCGUGCCCACACCGAUGCUGGCGGUGUCAUCUUGCUCUUCCAAGAUGACCAGGUGGGAGGCCUUCAAAUCCUGAAAGACGGGCAGUGGAUAGAUGUUCAGCCAUUACACAACUCCAUAGUCAUUAACACAGGUGAUCAGAUUGAGGUCCUGAGCAAUGGGAAAUACAAGAGUGUGUGGCACCGGAUUUUGGCCACCCCAAAUGGGAACAGGAGAUCAAUAGCUUCGUUCUACAACCCAUCACUGGAAGCCACCAUAGCCCCUGCAGCACAGUUGGUGGAUAAAGCAAACCAGGAGGUGGAAGAAGGAUAUCCUAAGUUUGUGUUUGGAGACUACAUGUCGGUUUAUGCUGAGCAGAAGUUCCUCCCAAAGGAACCAAGGUUUCAAGCUGUCAGGGCAGUGUGAUGGCCUUUCAUUCAAGGGUUUUCAUGCAGUAGUGACAAAAUUUGAAUAAUGCAACUUUUUCUUUCCACACCCCCUCCCCCCUCACAAAAAGAAA